Soboliphyme baturini is the source of this 327-nucleotide messenger RNA. NCBI's taxonomy places the organism in Eukaryota, Metazoa, Nematoda, Enoplea, Dioctophymatida, Soboliphymatidae. The record is from the annotation of a GenBank genome assembly.
GUUUGCGACUGUCGCACCACCAUCAGUGAUGUGGGCAUGGACCAUUUGCUGUUGAACGGCAGCAUGCUGUGUUCGACGAACGCCGUACCACCGGAACAACAGCAAAUGCCGCAGCAGGCGGACAUCAAUGACCUGCUGCAGCAAAUCAUGAACAUUACCGAUCAAAGUUUGGAUGAGGCCCAAGCUAGAUCUUUCUACCUUCUGUUCCUGUUCUCUUUGCACAUGGUACUGAUCAGCAGACUGGACAUUUACGCUGAUCUCAUUUCCAGAGUAAGCCAUUUAGUUGAACUGUCCGAAUUACGGGAUGAUUUCGCGGGCCUCUUGUGA